AUGAGGCCCAAGAAACACGGCAAGCCAAGGACUCGGCUCUAUGGACUACUCUGUGUACCGUUAAUUCUUUAUGCAUGGACAGCAGCACAGGCGCAGGCGCAGGCGCAGACAGCCUCGGCACUAGCGGAUCAAGAUCCAAAUGAUGUGGCUAAAAUAACUGUGAUUAGUACGCCCUAUACGCUAAGCUUUAGUGUCAGCGCUGAAGAUAAGGAGAAAUAUAUUAUCGAGAAUAUAACAUGUCCUGCAGGUAGCGCAGCGAGUGUAGCUGGAGGACAAUUCGUCUGUGAGAAUCUAGAGCCAUGCACGAGCUAUACGACUGUAGUAAGUUUGAAAGGCACGACGGAGGGUGCUACGGUAGUUCAACAAAACGUUAUUGCCUAUACGGAAUAUAAAGAGCCGAAGACGACUUUGACAUCCAUUGAAGCUACAGAAACGACGAUACAACUGACCUGGGAGACCACCGAUCGGGCCUGUGUGAAACAUUUUGAGAUCCAAGCAAAUGCUCCAGACAGCACAAAUAGCCACCAACAGUUUAAGGAUGAGAGCAGCGAUACAUUCGUCGUCCUGCCAUGUCGGACGUACAAUGUGACACUUGAGACGAAGAAUAAUGCGAGCGUGACCGUUGGCAGCGAUAUGAGAUUCGUGGACACCGGCUAUCUGGAGCCAGGCGAACUGCAGCUGAUUAUCGUCAAUGGCUCCAAUGCGGAUACGGUAGUGGCUUGGUCAGAUCCAAUUAAUAAGAGUUGUAUAGGCAGCUAUACUAUUGUUUGGCGACGCGAUGGUUGCGUCUCGGAAGAGGAUCAGGAGACAACAACAGCGACAACAGAGCAGGAGGAUGACACGACGACAGCAAUCACAGAUGAUUGGACGGGCCUAACGACUGUGUUCCCCGAUUCGGUGACACAAAGCGGGACUAGAGCAAUUGAGUGCGAGUGGAGCUAUUACUCGAACGACUCCACAAUGAAGCAGUAUACCAUAUCAGACCUGCAGGGCUGUGCACUGCACACCAUCGAGGUAUACAUAAAUGCAGAGCGCAAUACAACGGCCAAGGCCACGAAGACCUUUGUAUCUGGCGAGAAGUUGCCGGGUGCUAUAUCGGAACCUCUAGAAAUCAUCAAUUCCACCGAGCUGCAUUGGUCAUGGUCACCGCCCACAGAUAACGCCCAGUGCGUUGCCAAUUAUCAUGUGAAUCUAACUGGACCCACCCAGCGUUCGGAAUAUGCCAGCGACGAGCAGUUGACUAGUGAAACUUUUGUUACUUUCCAGAAUCUGGAACCCUGUGGCAUCUACAAUGUGGAAAUUGUACCAAUAUCAGCGAAUGGAUCCAGAGGCACCGGGUUUCAGAGUCAAAGCACGCUGAGCGAGGAUCAGCCCACACAGAUUCUAGAGCCAUCGAAGAACACAGGCCCCUAUUUUAUCGAGCUAGAGUGGCUAACGCCGAGUUACGCCGAUCUGUGCAUCGAUGGCUAUCGUAUCUCGGGUUGGAUGGACGAUGACAUAGAGGUUGUAGCACUGAGUCUUAGCACACAAAAUAAUUCUGUCAGAUUUGAUAAGGGUCUGGGCGCCUGCCAGGGCUAUACCAUACAAAUAAUACCCUAUACAAAGGAGAAACUGGAUGGAGAGCUGCGACGAAUCGAAGCCGAAACUAAAGCAGCAAUUGUUAACUACGAGAAGAUCAAAUUCGAGCUGGUGGGCAAUGGCGCCACGCCUCACAGUCUGGAGCUGAAUGCUAACAAUCAGGACUACAACAAUCAUUGCCAGACGAUCUUCGCGCAUUUCAGCUGCCAGACCAGCGCCGACGUGCCCAACACCUAUGCGGAGAAGUAUGUGGAAAGCUAUCGUGAUCGCGGGUUUCAGGCGGUAGUCGAACCACUCUCGCCCUACACCAAGUACACCUGCAGCGUAGUGCUCUACAAUGUGGCUGGGCCAUCGGGGAAAAAGAUCGUAACGGGUCAACAGCUGGAAACUCUAACGUUCUUUCCAGAACAGCCCCAAAAUGUUCGGUAUCAUGAUAGCACCAAGACGAGUUUGACUUUUGUCUGGGAGCAACCGAAACAUCCAAAUGGACCAAUCAAAUACUAUCAUGCAUUUCUAAUGCGCUACGAGCCGGAUUACUUUGUGCCCAGCACAUGUAAUGCAGUGAACGAGGUGAUCAAACCCGAAACCAAAGGUGACAUGAUGAGCACCUUCAACGAUCUAUCACCCGCUGUCAAGUACAUUAUGCAGGUGGCUGCUUUGAAUGAUUUCGGCUUGAGUCAAUACACGGCUCCUGUGAUCGGCAUUACGCAACCAGAUGUAUCGGAUCCAGUCACCGAUUUAAAUGUGACCUCAGACGGUCCCGCUCUAGAUCCUAAUAGCUACAGCGCCAAUGUCACAAUAUCCUGGACUAUACCCUGCAAAUCGAAUGGCCAAAUCCAGGAGUUUGUCUUGCACAUUACGGGCGUACGAGCGGAACGGCGGAUCAGUUAUCAGGAGGGUGUCCCACCCGAUAAUCACGACAGGGAGGGACGCAUGACACACAGCAUAACCAAUCUACUGCCGGAAGUUGAAUAUACAGUCAGGGUAGCCGUCAAGACGAAGAAUGUGGACACAUUGAGCGCAAGUGAAUCAAAGGUUUGGGAGUCACCAGCGGGCUUACCUUCUGGCCUGGACGACGAUAUAGUGGGUAAAAUGCGUGUCAGCGCCUAUGAUACUAAUCAUCCAACCAGCUCGGCGAUUGUAAAUUUGCCCCGCGACAUUUUAAACUCUGAGUCAGGAAAAAUAAAAUAUGUGGCAUUGUUGCUAUCCCAAAAGCAUUGUACCGACAAGCCGAAAUUGACCUAUAAUGUUUCCAAAUCCUGGCCACCCGUGGCAUCCUGGGAUGAGGUGGGCGGCGAUUGCAUUCAGCAGUACCAAACAACGCCCGAGCGCUGGAAUCCUAAUGAUGACAUUCAAAAUAUGCGCGCCGACAAAAGUGAGGACAUUACGUUUAUCAUAGGCACCGACAAAUGUCCGGAUCAGACUAAACGCUACUGCAAUGGUCCACUAAAGCCGAAUACGGAAUACCAUAUGGUAGUGCGACUUUUUACCAGCUCCGGCUAUAAUGAUGCGGCGCUACUGGAGUUCAAGACGGAGGCGGCGAUUAAGGUGACGCUCAUCCUGGUCAGCGUUUGCAGCUGUCUGCUGCUGGCCUUCAUACUGGGCCUGCUCGUGCUCUAUGUGCGCAAGCGUAUAGCUUGGCAUCGCGACUCUGGCCAGGGCAUCGAGGAUCCAUUUGGCAAUGUAAUAGCCAAGAACUUUGCGCUCUUCUAUGCAGAAGUGGCCAAGCCGGAAAAGCUGGCGCGUGAAUUUAAGGAAAUCACGGUUGUGGCCUUGGAGCUGAGCUACUCAGCCUCAGAGUUGGGCAGCAAUAAGAAUCGCUAUGCAGAUAUCUAUCCCUACGAUAAGAAUCGCGUUAUACUGGACAUAGAUACUGAAGGAUCGGACUACAUUAAUGCUUCCUUUAUUGAUGGUCACACACGAAAGAAGGAGUAUAUAGCUACGCAGGGACCAAAGCCAGAGAGCGUCAUGGACUUCUGGCGCAUGAUCCUGCAGCACAAUGUGCGCGUCAUUGUGCAGGUGACACAAUUCCGCGAAGGCAACACAAUCAAAUGCCAUGAGUAUUUUCCCUAUAAUAUGCGCGGUGUUAGUGUCACAAUCAAGGCUAAGGAAUGCUUUGAUAUUUACGAUCGCACAGAGCUCACGGUGGUACACGAGAAAUACGGCCUCAAGGAGAAGGUGGUACACUUCUUUUUCAAAAAGUGGCCCGAUCAUGGCUGCCCCGACGAUCCCAAUCACUUGAUCACCUUUGUCAAGAAGGUCAAGGCAGAAAAGCGUCCGAGCUACUCGCCCAUUGUGGUGCACUGCAGCGCAGGCGUUGGACGAACGGGCACCUUUAUAGGCCUCGACUUGAUAAUGCAGCGCCUGAAGAGCGAAUCGAAAAUUAAUAUUUUCGAAACAGUCAAAAAGUUGCGAUUUCAGCGCAUGAAAAUGGUGCAAACCUUGCAGCAGUAUACGUUCCUCUACAGCUGCACCUAUGAGCUCGUGAAGCACAAGAUUCCACGUGCAGCACUCAAGCUCGAGGUGCGGAACAAAACGGAUGGCGGUGUGCCACCGUUAGCUACACCCAAGAAGGUCAGUUUUCCCGACACGGAUCUGAGUCGUGUCGAGUCAGCCGUACUGGAUUCACCCGAUCCGGAUUCCGGAUCGACAGCUGUGCAAUUGCCGUCUCGUUUUAGCGGGCUGCGUCGAGCGAACGAUUUGGAUUCGUUGAAUGAGCAGCCAGAGCGAAACGGUCUUCAACGGGCCAACGGCAAGAGCAGCGAGUGCACUAUAUAAUUUUGUGAGCAUUUUGUGACAUCAUGCAUGAUACCAUGCGUGUGUAUUUAUUGUAUUAUACAAAUAUAAUUUAGCAGCAAUAACAGCCAAAGAGAAUUGUCUAACGCUAAAGCAUUGUACUGUGAAGUUUAAUAAAUAUAUAUGUAAAGAAAUAUAAUGGUGCUGGGCAUACAACAAA
Molecule: messenger RNA, 4534 nt
Organism: Drosophila mojavensis
Lineage: Eukaryota; Metazoa; Arthropoda; Insecta; Diptera; Drosophilidae
Gene: Ptp52F
Product: phosphatidylinositol phosphatase PTPRQ
Exons: 17
Coding region: 1-4356 (1451 amino acids)
Biological process (GO): protein dephosphorylation
Molecular function (GO): protein binding; protein tyrosine phosphatase activity
Source: RefSeq, a predicted model, not a curated record